GGGAGGAGGGCGGCAACGGGCCAGCGGCUAGCGGCGCGGGACGCAGAGCCUUUGCACUUUCCCUCCCGAGUGUCCCCUCCAACCCCCCCACACUCCACACACCCUGUUUGCCCGUGAGCCUGGGGAACUUGCAGCUUAAAGCCAGCCACCCCCACGGCAGCAUGUACCCCAGCAACAAGAAGAAAAAGGUGUGGAGAGAGGAGAAAGAACGUUUGCUGAAGAUGACCUUAGAAGAGAGACGCAAGGAAUACAUAAGGGACUAUGUUUCUCUGAGCACCAUUCUGUCAUGGAAAGAAGAGAUGAAGAGCAAAGGCCAAAAUGAUGGAUGCAUCCCUAAUGGUUGGAGAAAUGGUGGAGAAUGUCAUGAGAGAGAGAACCUGCGGAUCCUUGCCUGAGACAGUUAUGGAAAGAAAGUCUUACAGCUUGGGCAAUAGGAAAAGAGGCCCUUUAUCUGAUCUUGUUUUCCAGUCCAUUUUGAAUCAAGAAAGACUCAUUGAAGACUCCUUGAGAAGAGUCUGCUUUGAAGAAGAUAAACAGACAAAAAAGGGUGGGCAAGAGUGUGAACUUCCUGAAAGCAAACAGACAAGAAGGGUGGGAGACACAUGCAGUUUUGUUGCAUGUCUAACCCUGACCUUCCUGGAGUCAACAUUGAGAACUGAGAAUGUAUUAAAUUUAAAAAUGACUGAAUUUUUUGAGCUUUAAAAAAUGCAGGUUGUCUAGUGUGGACAGGCAAUUGGACUUCAGAUCUAGGACUGUGUCUCUCUACUGGCUCUAGUUAUCAGCUUGAAUAUUCAGAAGCACUACUUUGACUUCAUGAAUGAUGGCAGCUGGCUAUCUUUUCAGCAGAGCUUCCAAGAUGAAUAAAAAUAGUGUCUGCCAAAACCUAAAACAUACAGUCUGUGUGUUUAUCACUAGACCUUUGUAUUUUAAAAUUUUAUGCUGCUUAACCUUAAUUGUGACUUUUUGUCAAUAAAUAACUUUUCAAAAGAA
This is a messenger RNA of Arvicanthis niloticus (Nile rat), 990 nucleotides long. Lineage: Eukaryota; Metazoa; Chordata; Mammalia; Rodentia; Muridae. The record is from RefSeq and is a predicted model, not a curated record.